Molecule: messenger RNA, 3092 nt
Organism: Eutrema salsugineum
Lineage: Eukaryota; Viridiplantae; Streptophyta; Magnoliopsida; Brassicales; Brassicaceae
Product: protein NETWORKED 2D
Exons: 2
Coding region: 137-2917 (926 amino acids)
Molecular function (GO): actin binding
Source: RefSeq, a predicted model, not a curated record
AAAGAGUCUCGCACAUAUAAAAGUCAAAAGCUCUGUUCUCUGUCUCUGUUUUCUGGGAAUUUGAAUGAGAAAGAUAAAAGAAACUUGAAAAAAAAGGAAAAAACAUUUUGCGUGAUAAUUUUCGUAGUGGAAGACGAUGCUGCAGAGAGCUGCGAGUAAUGCGUAUUCAUGGUGGUGGGCGAGUCAUAUUCGAACCAAACAAUCGAAAUGGCUCGAACAAAACCUUCAAGAUAUUGAAGAGAAGGUGCAAUAUGUGUUGAAGCUUUUACAAGAAGAUGGAGAUUCGUUUGCGAAGCGAGCAGAGAUGUAUUACAAAAAGAGACCAGAACUCAUAAGCUUCGUUGAAGAAUCUUACAGAGCUUAUAGAGCUUUAGCUGAGCGUUACGAUCACAUUUCCACAGAGCUUCAAAACGCAAACACCACGAUUGCCUCUGUUUUUCCUGACCAAGUCCCAAACUUUGCAAUGGAUGAUGACGACGAUUCGUCGUCUAAAUUCGCCAAAAGACAGAAUCUUUCAGGAGCUAAUGUCCCUAACGUCCCGAAAUUGCCUGUUAAAGACUUGAAGACCGCGGUUAAAGUUGCUACCAAGAAGCUUCAGCCGAGGAAAUCUAUGAAGUACACGGGAGGUUCUGCGAACGUGGUCGUCAAGAGCUCGGGUUUGAGCAAGCCAGAGGCGAUGGGGGAGAUUGAUAAGUUGCAGAAAGAGAUCUUGUCGUUGCAGACGGAGAAGGAGUUUGUGAAGAGCUCUUAUGAGCAAGGUUUGUCUAAGUACUGGGAGUUUGAGAAGAGUAUCAAGGAGAAACAAGAGAGGAUUUGUGGUUUGCAGGAUGAGUUUGGUGAGAGUAUUGUAAUCGAAGACGAUGAGGCUCGGAGAUUGAUGACCGAGACUGCGAUAAAGUCGUGUCAGGAGAAGCUAGUGGAGUUACAGGAGAAGCAAGAGAAGUCUUAUGAAGAAGCUAGAGAAGAGCAUAUGAAGAUUAAGGAGUCUAAAGAGAAGCUAAGAUCAAUGGCUAGCCAGUUUCUAGGGGAUGAAAGUGUCUUUGCGAAAGACGAUGGUGAUGAAGUUAGAAGAACAGAAGAGUUGGAGCAUGAGAUGAAAGAGAUGUCUAGGAAGAAGAAAGAGUUGGAAUCUGUAAAGGAGAAGAUUAGAGAACAUUUCGAGUCUGGUUUGAAUUCUUCAGCCAACGCGACAGAGAUGGCUGAGAAAGUCGAUGAGCUCGUGAACAAAGUGCUUAGCUUGGAGAGUGCGGUUUCCUCACAAACUGCUUUGAUACAGAGAUUAAGAAACGAGACCAAUGGUCUUCAGACACAGAUCAGUACUCUUGAAACUGAUAAGGCGAUGUUAGCAGAUGACAAGAGUGAUCUGAGGAAGAAGCUGAAGGAAAUGGAAGAUAAACUCAAGGCAUUGCAGGAUUUGGACAGAAAUGUUAUGGAUAAGAGUAGCAAUCUCCAAACAGAUUUUGAUGAAGCAUGUGAUAAUCUCGAUAACCUCUCUUGUGGGAACUUUCAUGAGGUGAAGCCAGAGAGCGAGUCUGAUAACUUGGCGAUGAAAAUGGAACCGGAGAAAGAUCUGGAAGGUGAGAAGAGGAGUUUAGCUGUUUCUGAAGAGACAAAGGAACUGGCCGAGAAGAGUGAAAGCUCUGAACAGAUCCUCGAUCUGACAACAGUUGCAGGAGAUAUCAGCAUCCAAAGUAAAACUCCAGAGACUGUUUUCGAAUCUACUGAAAAAGUUGAUUCUGAUUCAGAGAAGCAAGCUGCAUCUGACAAGACAGAGUCUGUUCUUGAUAAUGUUUCAGAGAAGCAGGCUGCAUCUGACAAGACAGAGUCUGUUCUUGAUAAUGUUGUAGAGAAGCAGAUAUCAUCUAAAGAAUCUGACAUCGCUUUCAGUGGCCAACAACAAGAGGAUGAAAAGGAGAAAGAAAGUGAACCAAAUUGGAAAGAGAUGUUCAUGAAGGGAAUGGAGAACAGAGAAAAGCAUCUGCUUACGGAGUACACGACUAUUCUCAGGAACUACAAGGACAUGAAGAAAACUUUGGAUGAAACAAAAACAAAGCUGAAGACAGAGAAUGCUACAAAAGAUGAUGAGAUCAAGCUACUAAGAGAGAAAAUGAGCCUCCUACAGAAGGGUCUUGCGGACAGUAAUGACUUGAUGGAAAACCAGUUGUCAAACGACGACUAUUCCCUCGGAUUCAUGGCUGCAGAAAACGUGAACAUGUCCCUGGUCGAGGAACAGUUCAGGUUGAAUAUUGAUGAGCUUCUAGAGGAGAAUUUAGAUUUCUGGUUAAGGUUCAGCACAGCAUUUGGACAGAUACAGAGCUACGACACAUCAAUCGAGGAUCUACAAGCCGAGAUAUCAAAGCUAGAGCAAAGAAGAAAGCAAGAUGGAAGCAGCACAGCUAAAUAUGCCCUGAGAUCAGAUGUUCGACCACUUUAUCUACACUUAAGGGAAAUAAACACAGACCUGGGUCUCUGGCUGGAGAAAGGUGCAGCUUUGAAAGAGGAACUGAAAUCAAGAUUCGAGUCGCUGUGUAACAUACAGGAUGAGAUAACAAAAGCACUGAAAUCAAGUGCUGAAGACGAUGAUUUCAGAUUCACGAGCUAUCAAGCUGCUAAAUUCCAAGGUGAGGUGCUGAACAUGAAGCAGGAGAACAACAAAGUGGCAGACGAGUUACAGGCUGGGUUAGAUCACAUUACCACGCUUCAACUCGAGGUUGACAAGACUCUAGGAAAGCUAAGCGAUGAGUUUUCUCUUUCGGGUUCAAAACACAGAUCCGAUCCUGACCUUCAGCAUUCGGAUAGUCGCUCAAGAGUUCCCUUAAGGUCAUUCAUCUUUGGCUCCAAACAGAAGAGAGCAAAGCCGUCCAUAUUCUCCUGCAUGCAUCCCUCACUAUAUAGAAAGAUGAAGACUUCUACAUAGGUAACAUUUACAUAUUAUACAAUACUUACAAUCCAGAGAGUUAAUUGAAUCAUAUACUGUAUCUUAUAUCCGAUUCAUGGAGGAUUUUAUUUAUUCGUCUUUUUUACCUGUAUUUCCCUGGGGAGACUGAGCAUUUUUAUCCCCCAUCUCCUUUGUUUUUUGGUUUGCGAGAUUG